This is a messenger RNA of Morone saxatilis (striped sea-bass), 933 nucleotides long. RefSeq names its product signal recognition particle 54 kDa protein-like. The coding region runs from base 161 to 388 and encodes 75 amino acids. The record is from RefSeq and is a predicted model, not a curated record. Lineage: Eukaryota; Metazoa; Chordata; Actinopteri; Moronidae. The transcript is spliced from 3 exons.
UCUCACACACUCUCACACUCUCCUUUCAGAACUGGACAAUAAAGACGGAGCUAAACUGUUCAGUAAGCAGCCCAACAGGAUCCAGCGAGUGGCUCGAGGGUCGGGGGUCGCCACCAGAGACGUCCAGGAGCUGCUGACUCAGUACACCAAGUUCGCCCAGAUGGUGAAGAAGAUGGGGGGCAUUAAAGGACUCUUUAAAGGAGGAGACAUGUCAAAGAACGUGAACCCGUCUCAGAUGGCCAAACUGAACCAGCAGAUGGCCAAAAUGAUGGACCCCAGAGUCCUGCACCACAUGGGUGGUAUGGCGGGUCUUCAGUCGAUGAUGCGUCAGUUCCAGCAGGGAGCCGCCGGCAACAUGAAAGGCAUGAUGGGAUUCAACAACAUGUGACCACCGACCAACCAGCUGCCUUAAAAUAUUAAAAACUUAACAUGAAAGCUCCGCCUCCUGACAGGUACAGGUGGAGAGGGGCGGGGCUUAGAGAGGGAGAGAGAGAGAGAGAGAGAGCAGGACGUGUAGAGAACCAAAAUAAAAGCAGGGUUUCGGUCGUUUCCUUUGCUGCUUUUCACAAGAAAAUAAAAAAUUCUGCUUUUAGAAAAACUGCCAGAAAAAGUUUAAAGGAGCAGUUCAUCGUUACAGGAAGCUUCUUCUUCUGUUCCCUUUUCAAACUAUCCGUCUGCCAGCGCCGGACUGCUCCUUUAAACGAUGAAGAGGAGGGUGAGGAGGAAGAUGAGCUGGUUGUUUUUGGUCCUGGUUAAUUUAAUUCUGUAUAAGAUGUUUGUGUAUAAGAUUUAAACAAAGCAGAGUCUCAUCCUGAUUGGAUGAGGAGACGCCACAUGAUGAUGAUGAUGAUGAUGAUGAUGAAGAUGAAUAUAACAUUAGUUAGUGACAGUAUUUUUGUCAUAUAAUAAACAUUUGUAUUGCACCAUUUUAAA